Cucurbita moschata (crookneck pumpkin) is the source of this 1533-nucleotide messenger RNA. Its product is annotated as GATA zinc finger domain-containing protein 14-like. The record is from RefSeq and is a predicted model, not a curated record. Gene Ontology annotation, biological process: response to endoplasmic reticulum stress. The transcript has 4 exons. NCBI's taxonomy places the organism in Eukaryota, Viridiplantae, Streptophyta, Magnoliopsida, Cucurbitales, Cucurbitaceae. Bases 110 to 1408 code for a protein of 432 amino acids.
UCCUCAAACACCCACUCUCUCCCUUUCUCUCUCUUAUAAUUCCCGAAUUACCCCUGUGUUUAGUUUUUGUUCUUUGUUUUCGGCGAUUCCGAGGUGAAGAAAUCCGGUUAUGGAUCAAAAUUACAGCAGCAACCAGCAGUCUUUCUGGCAAUUCAGCGACCAGCUUCGUCUCCAGACCGCCGGCCUUGCCAAUUUGUCCACCAAUGAUUCCAUUUGGAGCAACUCCUUUGUCUCCCGCAACAACCAUAACUCGUUCGAUGUUCGAGUUGGAGCCGAGCUCGGUUCUUCCAACUCUACUUCCAAGCUCGCCUCCAACCCUAACACCUUUACUAACGACGGCUGGAACAGUUUCAAGACAUUCGGGUCGGAUCUUCUAGGUGGCAACACGAACCCGAAGCCACUCGGGUCGGGUAAUAACCUCAAGAACCCGGUGAUCGAUUACGAAAUGUGGAACAGAUUCAAGGCAGGAACCGGGUCGGAUCUUGUAGGCAGUAGCCUGAACUCGAAACAGCUCGGGUCGGGCAACACCAACGUCAACGAUCUAGUGAACGACUUCGGAACGUGGAACAGUUUCAAGCCAGGACUCGGGUCAAAUCUUCUGAACCCGAAGCCGAACCCGAUUGGGUCGGGUACAAGUAACAAGGAUCCAAUAAACGAAUACGGGUUAUGGAGCGGUUUAAAGCCGAAAACCGCCAGCGAUUACAACGGAUUCAACGACGGGUGGAAAAUCAACGGAACAACGGUGAAAAACCAAAACCCUAAGGAGAUCGGAAUUAGCAACGGCGGAGGGAAUUACAGCAAGGGAUUGUACUACAAAUUGGGGACACCGGCGAACGGCAACGGGAAUUUGAAUUGGAAGAACUAUAGAAGCGGCGGGGAGGAGGCGGAGCAUGGCGGAGGGAAAGGGGGAAAGAAGGGGAAUAAAGGGAAAAACGAAAACGGAACGGUGGAGAAGAGGUUCAAGACGCUGCCGGCGGCGGAGGCGCUGCCGAGGAACGAGAGAAUCGGGGGGUAUGUGUUCGUGUGCAAUAACGAGACGAUGGCGGAGAAUUUGAAACGGCAGCUGUUUGGGCUGCCGCCGCGGUAUAGGGAUUCGGUUAGGGCCAUAACGCCGGGGCUGCCGCUUUUUCUGUACAACUACUCUACGCACCAACUCCACGGCGUUUUCGAGGCCGUAAGCUUUGGAGGGACAAAUAUUGAUCCGACGGCUUGGGAGGACAAGAAAUGUCCGGGAGAAUCCCGUUUCCCUGCUCAGGUGAGAGUGAUAAGAAGGGAAAUAUGUGAGCCAUUGGAGGAGGACUCGUUCAGGCCAAUUCUUCACCACUACGACGGCCCAAAAUUCCGGCUUGAGCUCAGCGUUCCGGAGGCCAUCUCUCUUCUUGAUGUUCUUUCCCACCAAAAUUCUUAAUUCUCUCUCUCUCUAGAAGCUUAGAAUAAAUAUAUUUAUGUACAUAAUUAUACUCCUAAAGUUUUUUUUAUAUAUAUUUAUUUAUAAUAUGCUAUGAUAUAUGUAACGUUUUUGUCUACUAUAAA